Blumeria graminis f. sp. triticale is the source of this 2085-nucleotide messenger RNA. The record is from the annotation of a GenBank genome assembly. NCBI's taxonomy places the organism in Eukaryota, Fungi, Ascomycota, Leotiomycetes, Helotiales, Erysiphaceae.
AUGUUUCGGCAACGCUUUGCAAUUCCCUUGGUCAAUAAGGAUGUCACAACCUACAAUCCCAACCGGCCCCCACCAACGCUUGGGUUACGACAAGGAGCUGUAUUCAUUGCAAAAGCACUACAUGAUCCCAGUGGUGAAUUUGCUAUUGUACUUUACGAUCCUACUGUGGAUGAAAAGCCAAAAAGCAUUGAACAAGCUAAAGUUGAUGGUGUAGAAGAAGCGCCAAAAGUUGAUGCACCUAUAGUGCACAAAAGCUUGGCUGAAAUUUUAGGCAUCAAAAAAACCAUAGAGGGUGAACGACCAAAAGUCCCAGUUGUCAUUGACCCUAAGCUUUCCAAAGUCUUGAGGCCUCAUCAAAUCGAAGGAGUAAAGUUUAUGUAUAGAUGUGUUACGGGAAUGAUCGAGGAAAACGCAAAUGGUUGUAUUAUGGCCGAUGAGAUGGGUCUCGGAAAAACUUUACAGUGUAUUACACUCAUGUGGACGCUAUUAAAACAAUCUACAGACGCUGGUAAGCCAACUAUACAAAAGGCUAUCAUUGCCUGUCCUUCUAGUCUAGUUAAAAAUUGGGCCAAUGAACUUGUAAAGUGGCUUGGACCCGACGCCAUCCAGCCAUUUGCAAUUGAUGGAAAAGCCAAAAAAGAGGAAUUACAGCAGCAGUUACGACAAUGGGCUAUUGCUGAGGUGUCGUAUGAAACAUUACGACUCAAUGUAGACGGACUUAAAAACACUAAAAUUGGCCUUAUGCUUUGUGAUGAAGGCCAUCGCCUUAAAAAUGGUGAUAGUCAAACAUUUACAGCGCUAAAUAAUCUUAACGUAUCGCGGCGGGUUAUUCUAUCCGGCACUCCAAUUCAGAAUGAUCUGACUGAGUAUUUCUCAUUGAUAAGCUUUGCCAAUCCAGGCUUACUUGGAACACGAAUGGAAUUCAGAAAGAAGUAUGAGCUCCCUAUUUUAAAAGGACGAGAUGCUGCUGGAAGUGAAAAGGAUCGAGAAAAAGGAGAUGCUGCUGUUAAAGAGCUACUUGAAGUAGUUAAUAAGUUUAUCAUCAGACGAACCAACGACAUCCUUUCCAAGUACCUUCCAGUCAAAUACGAACAUGUUGUAUUUUGUAAUUUGGCACCAUUUCAACUCGACCUAUACAACCUCUUCAUUACAAGUCCCGAAAUUCAGGCGCUACUUCGAGGCAAGGGUAGUCAGCCCCUCAAAGCAAUAGGUAUGCUUAAGAAGCUCUGCAACCAUCCAGAUCUCCUCAAACUUCCUGAUGACUUGCCUGGAAGCCAAAAUCUAUGGCCAGAAGACUACGUUCCAAAAGACUCACGCGGUCGAGAUAGAGAAUUUAAAGCUCACUACUCGGGCAAAAUGCAAGUUCUCGAUCGAAUGUUAGCUAGAAUUCGGCAAGAUACAAACGACAAAAUAGUUUUAAUCAGUAAUUACACCCAGACUUUGGACAUGUUUGAUCGGCUUUGUCGCGAACGUGGAUAUGGAAGCCUUCGACUUGAUGGCACCAUGAACGUGACGAAGCGACAAAAACUUGUCGACAAGUUCAAUGAUCCAAACGGCUUAGAGUUUGUAUUUCUACUUAGUAGCAAGGCUGGUGGCUGUGGUCUCAACUUGAUUGGUGCGAAUCGGCUUGUCCUCUUUGACCCCGACUGGAACCCGGCAGCUGAUCAACAGGCGCUUGCGCGCGUGUGGCGUGACGGUCAGAAGAAAGACUGCUUUGUCUAUCGCUUUAUCGCAACGGGUACUAUUGAGGAGAAAAUCUUCCAGCGGCAGUCUCACAAGCAGUCUCUCUCUUCAUGCGUUGUGGACUCUGCCGAAGACGUCGAACGUCACUUCACCCUUGACAGCCUGCGAGAGCUCUUUCAGUAUCGUGGGGGAACAACCAGUGAUACUCAUGAAACUUUCAAGUGUAAGCGCUGUAAACCAGAUGGUCGACAGUACAUCAAAGCACCAGCCAUGAUGUAUGGUGAUACAAGCACGUGGAAUCACUUUGUCAAUGCUGGCUUGAAAAGUAUCCAGGACCUUUUAUUACGACAGGAGGUGGAUGAGCCAGAAGUAUCUGCUGUUUUUCAGUAUAUUUCGCAUUAG